GUACUACUUGUCCAUAGCGUCGUCGCCACAGGACCGAUUCUCAAAAACUACAAAGCUUUUCCAUCCUUGGCGCAGUAAUAACCUUGUGUGAAAAUCCGAGCAGUACUAUCCAAAUUAUAGACAUGGCAAGGAAUAGCGGACCGACAAACAUACCAACAGACCGACAGACAAAAAGAUAGACAGACCGACGGAAAUGAGCGACAUAAUUUUUCGUGAUGUACAUGUCAUGUAGAAUCAAAAAAACAUAUCUCACUUUGGAUUUGUUCGUGAUUACAAGUUUUCUAGUGGAAAUAACUUGAAUUGCGCUCGGUCUUGGAUGCGGGCGUUGAUCGGCUCGCGAACUCGCGACUUUCGACCCACCUCACGUUCUGAUUUUCUGCACCCGACACCAAAGGCUUCCACUUUUCUAAAAAUACUCGGAAAUUCUGUGUGUGUGCUUUGGCGCGUCCAGCCGAACUUUCCGUGUCGAGCAGUCACCACCGACGUUGAAAUCCCUCGCGAGUGUGUCCUGAGUGCAACCAAUCACCAUGGGGGACGUAGACGUGCACUCAAACUUCACCAUCACCGAAAAGAAAACGAAGAAAGUGAAGAAAACGGUGAAGCAACGCAGGGAGAGCAGCGACCAUGGACAGGAGGUCACCAUCACCGAGAUGAAGAAUGGCCAGGGAAAAUUUGCCAUCUCACAUACCCCUGUAUAAACAAAAGGCGUAACGGUCUACUACUUGAUUACUCUGCUCGUACUGCCGCCGUGCUUCGUUGGACGCUGCCUCGUCUGAAGGUAUGGAAAGAACCGAUGGUGAUGCUACGUAGGAAUUGCAGAGUCAUCCUACUCGACGCCAUUUUUUUUAAUGUGGUGUAGCCUAAUUUUCAGCGGUGAAUACACAAAGGCUAUGAACAAAGACUGGCACGGUCAGCACUUUUGCUGUUGGCAGUGCGACGAAAGCCUGACUGGCCAGCGAUACGUGCUCAGAGAUGACCAUCCGUACUGCGUAUCGUGCUACGAAUCCGUCUUCGCCAAUGCAUGCGAGAAGUGUAGUAGGAUCAUCGGCAUAGAUUCAAAGGAUCUGUCGUACAAGGACAAACAUUGGCACGAAGCAUGUUUCAACUGCACAACAUGCGGCGAAUCUCUCGUAGACAAACAAUUCGGAUCAAAGGGAGACCGAAUCUACUGCGGCAGCUGCUACGACCAACAGUUCGCUUCCAGGUGCGACGGAUGUCACGAAAUCUUCAGGGCUGGUACGAAGAAAAUGGAAUACAAGACCAGACAGUGGCACGAGAAAUGCUUCUGCUGCUGCGUGUGCAAAAUACCAAUUGGUACACAGAGCUUUAUCCCUCGUGAACAAGAAAUCUACUGCGCCAAGUGCUACGAAGAGAAAUUCGCUACUAGGUGUAUCAAGUGUAACAAGGUGAUCACCAGCGGAGGUGUAACGUACAAGAACGAGCCUUGGCACAGGGAAUGCUUCACCUGUACGCACUGCGAGAAGAGCCUUGCUGGAGAGAGGUUCACCAGCCGCGACGAGAAACCUUACUGUGCCGAGUGCUUCGGCGAACUGUUCGCGAAGAGGUGUUAUGCUUGCAACAAACCUAUCACAGGUAUUGGCGGCACCAAGUUCAUCUCGUUCGAAGACCGUCAUUGGCACAACGAUUGCUUCUUCUGUGCAUCAUGUCGCACAAGUCUGGUGGGACGCGGUUUCAUCACCGAUCAAGAUGACAUCAUCUGCCCCGAAUGCGCCAAACAGAAGCUCAGCUAGAUCAACAGUACAUGAUCAACCAAACGCAAGUUGCUCUUCUUUGAAUCCAUCCUUCCAAUAUAUUUUGUUUCCAUUUAGUGUUAUACAAUGUAUUCACAUCAUUGUUGUUGAAAUAAUCAAAGAAUUACUAAAUGUAUAGUAACUAUGCAAGAUUUCAACUGCACUGAACAUUCACUCAAAUCACCUAGAGUAUACCUAAAUUUAGUAAUAAUAUAGGUGUUACACUAGCUUAUAGUGUAUCCGUAAUGUUGUAGUGUCAAAUACUAAAAAGAUAACUAUUUUAUGUUUGAAUACUAUGUCUAUAGUCUUUGGGGAUUUCCACCCAUGACAGAUUGUUUUGGAAAGACUGAUUCUCUGAGCAACUUGCUGGUAAAAUGACACGCAAUUUUUAGACAUUUUAUCGAUUCUGAAAUGCAAAUUAUUUUUUAAAAAUUUACACUGACACUUACACACGCACAUUUUACACUCAGUAUAAGAAAAACAGAAAACAAAAAAAAUAGAGUGAAAAGGAAAGUGAAAUGAGGAAGAGUUUUUUGAUUUUUUUGUACGUCAUAUGAUUUAAUAUUCUCACCUGUGGCUCAAAUGCAGAUAUAAUGUGCUCAUAUCGUGCCAUUUUUUUUUGUAUGAUGAGUAAUAUGGAAGUUAGAUACCUUUUCUGUAUGUAGGUGUGUCUUUGAAGGUUUUGAAUUGUCCAGCGCAUUUGAGCCGUAGAUGAUUAUCAAAGAUAAAUAUAUACAUAUUCUAAAUAUCGGACAUAAAGUUGCCUUAAUAACCUAUUAUCAUGCCUAAUGCACAUACUGUCCCACUUAAUGCUUAUUUCCUAAUUGAGCACUUGUGAGGCCAAUCACUUCGAGAAAAUCAAAUAUGUGAAACAUUGCCGAGUGUCACUGUCGUGCGACACAGAUCGCAUGAAUUUAAACAUUUUUGACAGUGGUUUGUGUUGAAAAGUGGGAUACGUUAUAAAUAUUUAUUCUAGUAUAUAUUGAUUAAAGUACCAAUCACAAAUCGUGGAAUUUGUCCACCGGACAAAUUUAGUGAAAAUUUGGUCAAAUGUUCCAAUCGGCGCAAUGCUUAGAAAUGCUUUCUAUUUGAGAUACAGGGUGUCAAACAUUGGUGCCUUAGCCUAUCUUUAACAUCUUGUGCCUUAAAUAGAAAGUAUUUCUGGGCUUAGGGCCCAUUUGAACAUUUGAUCAGCACUGUAUGAACUAUCACUAGACAAUUUUUCAUUAAAUUUGACUGGUGGUGACAUUCCAUGGUUUGUGCAUGGUAUUUUAUAAUUUUUUUAACAUACAGUAGCAUUGUUGUAGAUAAUAAAUGAAGCUUCAUAGCAUUUACGGAAUAUAUACAGAGCGAAGAUUUUGGUGCUAAAAUUUGUAGUUCAGUUAAGCUUUGUCAUAUUUUUAGUUGUAAACGUGUAGAAUAUAUAUAUAUAUAUAUAUAAUUGUUGCAUAAUACCAUAUUUUAUGGAAGCUUGAUUAGGUGAAUUUGUUAUUAAUAUUUAUUAUUUAGACGUUAUAACAUUUUAUUGUAAAUUUGAAUAUGAUAUAUGAGUACUGUAACAUUUUUGGACUGUUACAAAUUGUUACGCUUCUCAAAUGAACAAUGGAGCUUUGCUUUUAGGGAUACUGUUAUAUUUUAUUCCUUAAUAUAAAUUUUAAAAGCUUGUAA
Acanthoscelides obtectus is the source of this 3419-nucleotide messenger RNA. The record is from the annotation of a GenBank genome assembly. NCBI's taxonomy places the organism in Eukaryota, Metazoa, Arthropoda, Insecta, Coleoptera, Chrysomelidae.